This is a messenger RNA of Dentiscutata erythropus, 227 nucleotides long. Lineage: Eukaryota; Fungi; Glomeromycota; Glomeromycetes; Diversisporales; Gigasporaceae. The record is from the annotation of a GenBank genome assembly.
AUCCCUUUCAACGGAUUGCUGAUUUAGAACAUCAGCUUUCUCUUCAUAUUCAAGAAAUUAACCAGCUUCGAAUUAGUAAAGUGUCUUCUGAUCAAGUAAUAAUGACUCUUUGUCAAGUGGUUAACGAUCUCCGCACUCAAGUCGCCGAGUUAAAGCAUCAAAUAGAAGUUCAACAAGUAUCUGAUUCUAUCCUUCCCGAAGAGUUUCUUUCUAACGGAAAUUCUUAG